AUGAUGCUUUUCGAUAGGGAUCCAACAGAAUUUGCUCUGGGUAAUUCAUUUCAUGCUCGAUCGAACUCAAUGCUUGACUGGGCUACAGCCAUUUGGCCUAAACUUAUCAUUGAACGUCACACGCAGAAACUCUGCAAAUGGCUUGUACAACUCUUAAUGGCACUCGAUUAUCUGCAUUCCAAUCAUAUCCUUCACCGUGAUGUCAAGUGUUCUAACAUAUUCUUGACAAAAGAUCAAGACAUACGGCUUGGUGACUUUGGACUUGCUAAGGUUCUAACUUCUGAUGAUCUGACAUCCUCUAUUGUGGGGACUCCCAGUUACAUGUGCCCCGAGCUUCUUGCUGACAUACCCUAUGGAUCAAAGUCAGACAUUUGGUCUCUCGGAUGCUGCAUGUAUGAGAUGGCUGCUCAUAAACCAGCAUUCAGAGCCUCUGAUGUGCAGACAUUGGUUAGCAAAAUAAACAAGUCGAUGAUGGAUCCUAUUCCUGCCAUGUAUUCCGGUGCAUUCCGAGGUCUCCUUAAGAGCAUGCUGAGGAAAAACCCUGAACUCAGGCCAAGCGCUGCCGUGUUGCUAAAUCAUCCUCAUCUUCAACCUUACAUCAGUAUGAUUCAUCUCAAGUUACAUAGCCCCAGACGAAGCACUUUUCCUCUCCAGUGGCCUGAUACCGCCAUUGGGGUCAACAGAAGGAGGCGUUCCUUCAGCAACGACACACAUUUGAAACCAACCUUCUCUGAAACAGAGACGCGUUCCGGGUCUUCUUCAGAAAUAACAUCUCAUUCACCGAUAUCUCACGCUAGAAAAGCCUCCCAAAUAACUGUUGGAACAGUCCAUGAAGAGUCUGUGGCUGAUAAGCCGGCGGUGAAGGACAGAACGCCGAGAGUAAAUUCUGCCACAACAAAAGCAUCUGGCACUCCAAGGAAACUCGAAAUCCCAUUAUCCACACCUCGUACUGUUUUGAAACAUGAACUGGUGAAGGUGUCAAACACUCCAUCAAGAAAAUCUUGGCAUAACAGGAGGAGGAGAGCAUCUCUUCCAUUAGUCACCGAACCCACUUACGAGUCAAGUCUCACCCGUCUAUGCGGUCUUAAUUCUCCAGACGUUUCCGUGAAUGCCCCAAGAAUCGAUAAGAUGGCUGAGUUCCCGGAAGAUCUCUUCCCCAUCAACGAGAUAACCCCAAGACAACAAGCUUCGUCUCCUCCUACUGACCGUUCAAUCACAGAGGACAAGUGUAUGGUGCAGAUAAGGUCGAGUUCUGAGCCAAGGCAGAGGAGGUUCGACACAUCUUCAUAUCAGCAGCGGGCAGAGGCUCUCGAGGGAUUGCUGGAGUUCAGCGCUAGGCUUCUGCAGCAAGAAAGGUAUGAAGAGCUCGGUGUUCUUCUUAAACCCUUUGGACCGGAGAGGGUUUCUCCGAGGGAGACUGCCAUCUGGUUGACCAAGAGCUUCAAAGAAGCUGCCGUGUAAUUCAAGCAACAAACGCCUUGUUUGCUUUGCCCUGCAUUUCUCUUGUGUAAAUAUGAAAUGGAGACGCGGUUGAUCCCCCAGUGUUUAAAACGGCAUGCUGGUGAAGAACGACGGAUCUACCUUAUGAAUCACCACUAUCAAAUAAUAUCAGUUAGAACAUGAUCUAA
This is a messenger RNA of Tarenaya hassleriana, 1628 nucleotides long. Its product is annotated as serine/threonine-protein kinase Nek4-like. The record is from RefSeq and is a predicted model, not a curated record. The transcript has 9 exons. Lineage: Eukaryota; Viridiplantae; Streptophyta; Magnoliopsida; Brassicales; Cleomaceae. The coding region runs from base 1 to 1461 and encodes 486 amino acids. Gene Ontology annotation, molecular function: ATP binding; protein kinase activity. Gene Ontology annotation, biological process: protein phosphorylation.